AUUGUUGUGAAUCAUUUUUUCUUGUAUUUUAAUAGCAUUUGUAUUGUUUGUUUAUUAAACUGUGGUAUGUUUAUGCCAACAAUUUUAUUUUGAGUGACAGUGGAAACUAUAAACUGUUUUUCUUGUGUUUGCAUUUGUGACUAGAGAACAGUCAAGACUGGAGGUGGGGAAGCAAGACAUAGAUCAUAACAUCCUCCCCCACCUCCCUCAAAACUUUCUCUCUCAAUGACUGUCUCCUUACCUCCACCACCACCAUUCACUGUUUCCAUCGCACAAGGAACUCUCUCCAGUCAUCUAACUCAAAGAUCGUCACUUCGCCUUGUACUGAAAUCUGUCCGCCACCGUGUCCUGAGGCCAGUCUUAUCCAUCAUCACUUUGCAUGAAGACUCCAGCAUCAUCUCAUCUGGUGCCUGUAGCUCAUGUCAGUGCUCCAAGACCCAACUCAAAACCCAACCCAGGACCCAACUCUCUGUAUUGGACCCCUCAACAUAGCAUUGAACAACAAGUGACAUCCAUAUUGCCAGGGUUUGAAUGUGUGUGUGGGGGGGGGGAGCACCUCACCUCCCAAUCAUCACCAUUUCUUACCCUACCCAGUGCCCCAUCACCUACAUGAUCAUUAGAUACUGCCUGUGGUGCUUCGGGACCACAGGGCAGGACACUGAGUGUUAGUUCCUGCACUGUGUUAAAGUGGUGCUGAGUGGUGUAUAUUACCUUAGUGGUGGUGGUGGUGAAGGCGUCAACAAGCAGCAGGAGGAACGUGCUCUCUCGCAGCAGGAAACUCACCAAGAUGUCUUCCACCUGGUACAUUGAUUCUGUCAUGGCAACCCGCGAUUGGUCCGACUCUGAGUCAGUGGCCAGCAGUGUGGCGGCCGCGUCGGAAGUCUCCACAGUGCCAGACAAGUUUGGUUUCUUAGGAGGAGCACAAUACUCAGAGGACUGGGAAGAGACUGUACCAGUUGAAGUGAUCAGAAGACGAGAGAAAAAAUGGCUGGAGAUGUUCAGCAACUGGGACUCUCACAUGCUCAAAAAAUACAAGAAAGUACGCGACCGCUGCCGCAAGGGCAUUCCAUCGGCAUUGCGUGCACGAGGCUGGCAACACCUGUGUGGUGCACACAAACAGUUAGAGAGAAAUCCUGGAGCAUUUGAGCAACUUGCUGAAGCUCCUGCUGAUCCCAGACUGGAAGAUGAUAUCAGAAAGGACUUGCAUCGGCAGUUUCCUCUCCAUGAGAUGUUCCUCCAGAAAGGAGGUCAUGGGCAAGAAGACUUGUUUCGUGUGUUGAAGGUGCAUGCACAAGUGUCCCCGGAUGAGUACUGUCAGGCCCAUGCUCCUCUAGCUGCUGUCCUGCUCAUGCAGAUGCCUGCUGAACCUGCAUUCUGGUGCUUAAAAUCCAUCUGCGAUAAAUAUGUUCCUGGCUACUAUGCGAGAGGGCUGGAAGCCAUUCAAAUUGACGGAGAUAUUUUAUACAAACUGUUGAAGAAAGUGUCACCUUCGGCUUAUAAACAUCUGAAGAAGCAUAAAAUUGAGCCAGUGCUGUACAUGACAGAAUGGUUCAUGUGCCUCUUCUCACGAACUCUACCCUGGUCCUCAGUUCUUAGAGUGUGGGACAUGUUCUUCUGUGAAGGUGUGAAAGUAUUAUUUCGUGUUGGGUUGGUCCUGCUGAAGUAUGGGCUGCGAUCACAGGUGCUCAAGCGAUGCCCGGGCAUGUACGAGACCCUUCAAGCUCUUCGCAACAUUGACCAUGGUGUUAUGGCUGAAGGAUUUUUGCUAUUUCAGAUGCAGCGGCUAGACCUGACUGAAGACGACCUGCAGAGAGAACACCAACGACAGGUACAAAAGCGGAGACAGGCAGCCAAAGACGCCGCAGCCAACGGGAGAUAGAAUGUUACUGAGGAUGGAUUUAAAUUAGCAGAGAGGUCUUGUAUUUCAAUCCACCGGAUGGACCGGAACUCUUGAUUGUUUCCAUUGUUAGGGAACUAACAAGGUAACAAAAUAUCAUGGUAGUAUGAUGGUAUUGGAUAUUCUUUCAGUAUUUUCCUCCUGAAAUAUAUUGAUUUCCAAGCCAUUUUUGAUUGAGGUUUGCAGGAGGAUAGCUAGACGUUUAUGUUCUUAAACUGAUGCUAUAAACACUGCUAACAUCGGUAAUAAGGUGACAGCAGAAUUAUUGUACAUAUCUCUCAAAAAUUAAUGGAAGGACCAAAGUUUUCACAUUUUUUUGGAUGAUAUAGGGGUCAUAUAAGAGGCCUCUCUAAUAAAUUUACCUAGCUUGGUGUAAUCUCACUUUUGGCAUUUGAGGUGUAUCUAAGAUACUAUGCCAUAUUUUUGUUAAUGUUGCCUGAGUUUGUUGAUCUUGGCUAACAGUUGGUUUAGAAAUAUAACUUGAUUAUCAUACUGAAUGUCAGUGUAGUGUGAGAGACAAGACUUGCGCAACACCUUGGGUGCAGUAGCUAUUGUCUUGUUGAGCAGCAGUAGACUGUUGAUGACCCAGCCAUAGCAACAAGUUGAUCAGAUGGUGUUAGUUACCUCUCUAGGGACAAUGGAAAUGUGGCCUUUAUAACAGCUGGGGUUUUCUUUUUAGGUGACAGUGAAAUGUUACAGAGAUGCAUGCCAGGAGUGGGUUUUGAUGUUGAGGUGAGUGAAGUGUGUGUUGAGCAGCAUUAAUGCUGGAUUUCGGUUCAUAUUUAGUAACUAUUGGGAGUUAAUAUUAAUUCACAGAGAAAAAUAAAGGUAAUUUUUAUUUAAAUUUGCUAGUUAUCUGCCUUUUUUUAUGUAGUUUAUGCAUUGAGAAACACUUUUAUAAUCCAUAACGAGUUAAUUGUUGUACUUGAUGUGGACCAAAUAUACAGGAUAAGAUUUUUUGUAAUAUUAAGUGGAAGGAGGAGCUGUAUCUGAUCUGUCUCUUCAGAGAUAAACAGAAUAUGGAUUUUUCUGCAUAUUAAACCAAGGCAAGUAAAUAUUACUAAUGAUAAUUUUGAUGUUUACAUAUUUGAAUUUAAUCAGGAUUUACUGAUACGUGGGUAUCAUAUUUUCUAUUACCAAAAUUCCUAGAGAAGUUGGUUUUUGAUACUCCUGUGUUGCCAUCUACUCAUAUGGUACAUUAAUUUGAACUAUAAGUCAUGUAGAUAACACUUUAAAUAUUGAUGCUAAUUAUGUUAAAAUAAAGUUUAUAACAAGUGUGAUGGCAAAAUGGUGCUCUUAAACUCAAAAAAAAAAAUAAUAUUUAUUCAUAACAUUGUCGCCAUCACUACUUCUUAAUUACAAUUUUGUUUUUACACUUGAUUCACAAGUAAAAUGAAUAAGUGCAUUACAUUAUAUCAUAUGGAGGUGUACUCUGAGAGAAUGUAAUGUUGCAAGGAAAAUUAUCUGGCACAGGCUUAUUACAUUCUGUUAAGGACAUCUAAAUUCAACUUCUUAUUCCUUUAUUUGAGGUUAAUUACCAUUGAGAGAGAGCAUCUAGCACUCAGUGUUUGUCACAUGGCUAGCACCACCAGGCAGAUGAUAAUGCCCUCUCAGGGAGGUGGUGUUAUGCAUGAUUUAUCCCUGUGUGCACACUGUGCAUGCCUUCAUACUGUAUUGCAUGGGUAAUACUGUGAGCAAGAAGCCAAGAGUAUGGUAAAGAAGAGUAGAUGAAUGAAGCACUUGUGCAGCAUUUAGGUAUCUUUAUCCCAUAAAUGUUUUGCCAGCCAGUGGCUUCAGUCCAGUGCAGAGAAAAGUGAAAGAUGAAGAGUUUGAUGUAAUCAGUCCCUCAGCCUGGAGUUGAUGGGUUCAGUCCAUUGAUGGACUGAACAUAUUGACUCCAGGCUGAGGGACCGAUUACCUCAAAAUCUUCCUCAUUUUCCACCUUUCUCUGCAAUGGACUGAAGAAGCCACUGGCUGGCAAAACAUUUCCAGAAUAAAGUUACCCAGAUGUUGCACAAGUGUCUCAUUUAUCAAGUUGUUGGUUUUGUAAACCAUUUAUUCAGCAAGGAGAGUAGGCUUGCUGUGUAGUAGUACCUGUCAAGUCUUGCUGGUGGAUUACAUCCACGAGAAAUGUGGUUCUUUUUUUUUUUUUUUUUUUGGCAGUGGAACUUUUAGAUUUGUUGCUGUGUCAUGUGUACUUUAUCUUGGACAGAAGAAUAACUACCGAAGGCAUGAUGCAAUUGAAACCAAAUGAGUAUAGCUAUAUUAUUAUACUAAAGAUCAUUCUUUGUUUGUGCAUAUCAGGAUGUUAAUAUUAAGGUAAUCUAGUGGCCUUAGAUAGCAUUUGGGUAAAAAAAAUUGUCACAUUGAGCAAUUGUAAAUGGAAAUAAUCAAUGCCAUGUACAAAUUUUGUCUUUCUCUCCAAACGUCUUCUCUGCGGCAUACCCAGGUUCAGAAACUCAAUGGCAGCAGGUAGUAGCAGUAGCCUAAAUGAUGAUUGCACACUUCUCUCUACAUUUACCUCUCAAAGUGGCAGAAGUAGCGAUAAACUAGUCUUGGGUAUGAAAUCCUUUGCUGUUUGCCCACAAGAUCAACCAGUGCCUCUUGCAUAUAAAAUAUUGAUAUAUUUAGAUAGCUUAUAUAUUUUGUGGCAUAUAUGUAAAUUAUAUAGAUAGUCUUAAGGCUUAAGAUUUUAGAGUUUACAGAUUUGUUCUAAACACUGUACUAAUUUUAAGUCAGUGUUGAUAAUGUAAUAUUUAGUGUUAUGUAUUUCAUGUUUCCAUUCUCUUUGAUUCUUAUAGGCUUAUGUAAUCAAAAUAACAGUUUGUAAAAUAUAUAUACAGGACUUAUUAAAGUAGCCAGAAUGUAGCUAUUAGAUUAUUUCAAUUAUACGCAAAGAUUUCUCUCCUCUCAUACAUUGUAAAUUCCCAGUUACACUUGCUGAAGUUAAUGAACAGUCUGCAUGGGAAAAGUGUUCUCUAUCAUAUCUUGAAUUUGUUACUUAAAUUGCUUAUUUGAAUACAUGCAUGUGUAAUAAUGAAAUUUUGGGAGAGAAGAUUAGGCUUAAUGUUUGGAUAGUCUUCAUCAUGGGAUAUUAUCUUGCACUGAAAUAAGAACAUAAAAAGGAACACUGCAGCAGGCCUACUGACCCAUGCAAAGCAGGUCCAUGUGACACCCCCCGGAUGCAAGUUAUAAAUCUCUAUUCUUGAAUUGUCUCAAUACAUAAGCCAAGGAAUAGUUCCUGUAUCUGAAUACAGGAGGUUCCCAAGAUAUAUAGAUCUGGACUUUAAAGCCUUCAACCAGUAAAAUUUUGACAAGUGCUGAGCUGCAGCACGAAUGAGUUAAACAGAGCCAACCUGUGUACUGUUUCUUUCAAUACAAACAACUGGUUUGUAAGGUAGGAAACCAUUAACACAGUCCAUCUGUAAUUUCGGAACCUCUUGUGUAGUUGUUGUCACAGGAAAAGUCUUGUCUUAUGGCAAGGAAGAUGGUUAAGACCUAUUUUGUGAAGAAUAGAGAUAGCAGCUGUGCGAGAAGUUAAGAUAUGUAGUGUUGAAGAGGUACUUUUAGAUCUUUGAAAAAUGGAUUUCCGUUUGUAUAAAAUUUACUUUGAGUUUGUGUAACACUUUGAAUCAAGUUUAUUGUAUAGUAAUUAUACCAGCUGUGUAUCUUGGAAGUAUACAUGUCCUGAGAGAGUAAAUAUGUGUUUAUGUAACCUGUCCUCCUAAUGCCAAUGCUGUAUUUUUUCUUUAUAUGCUUAAGCUAAUUUCUCUAUGUUCAUUAUUUAGGUUAGGUUAACAUUAAUAAAUCAUUUAAUCUCUAUCAUAGCAUACACUAACACCAAUAAUUGCAUACAGGCAACAGUAUAUAUUGAUGCACAAAUCAAUUAGACUGAGGAAUUGACAAUGACAAUCCAUUGUUAACAUUUUAUUGUCAAUUACUGACAGUCUCGGGAUGCCGUAAAAUUCUGACAUUUGCUAUGGAGGACAGGUUGCUUUAUAAUAACUAUUUAAUAGAGUUAAGAGCUGUGUACUAAUAUACAGUGUUAAAGAACUCGUGUCAAAAUGAGUCUCUUUUAAUCCACAGUUAAUAAUUUUUGUUCAAAUAAAUAUGCAGCUUUGUAUAGACAAUUCAAAAGUAUGAAUAUAUUGCUCAUUUCUUAAUUAAGGGUCCCUGCAUCCAGUCAUAUAUCUUUAAUUUACAUUAUAUAUAUAGUUCACAUUUAUAAUUCCAUUGUCAUGGCAUGGCAGACACCAUUCCUGAUGCUUUAUGUUAUUGAGGAAAUGGAGCAUUCAGUCAAAAUUAUAUCUUUCUUUAGUUCUCAGAAUCUGUUAACGUAUCAUAAUAAAUGUAGAUACUUCACUUACAUUUUAAUAUGAUAAUGGUAUGUAAUACAGACAGGUUGAUAAGUGAGAUGCAUAUGCAGUAGUUAGAUAUCUUUAUUGCAAAAUGUUUUGCAUACACAGUAGGCUUCUUUUGUUAAAUACUGCUUCUGCUGCCUCUUCUGUGUUCAACUGAAGAAACCUACUGUGUAGGCAAAACAUUUGGAAUAGAUAUCUUAACUGCUGUACACGUGUCUUACUUUUCGACUUGCAUUUUUAUUUAGGUUAGUGACAAAUGGCAUAAAGUUGACAGGUGGUGAAAAAGGCGCAGUUGCAGUAAGGAACUUUAUCGAGAUGUCAUCAUGUGAAGUAUCUCGAUGACAUUCCUCUGUAGUUUCGUCAUUUGCACUACCCAUUGUUAAGGAAUGCAUUUAGUUUUGAUGAGUACCUCCAUUUGCCUCUUGAAUACAACUGGUCAUAAUAAGUUUUGUGCACAAGUUAAUCUCAAGUUUAUCUUAAGUUAUUAAAGUUAGUGUGAGGUGGUAUUUCCAAGUUAUUAAAAACCUCAAGGCCUUUUUUCACAAAAUUUUCCUUGAUUUGUAAAUGUCAAAAGCAUAGUGUGCUUAAAAAAAAUUAGCUCGUUACUUAUCAUUUACGUUACAAUAUUUUAAUGGUUUGUGUGAUCUCUCUUAUUGGGUAUUAACCCUUUCACUGUCAAGACCCCUGCUCACAAACUUGUUCUCAGUGUUGAAGAAUUUAAAAAAAAAAGUUAUUUUUUCUAAUGAAAUGAUAAUCUUUUCCUGAUGGUAAUGAAAUUUGAUGGAAAACUUAUGGAAUUAUGCUCUCGCAAAGUUGGCAGCCUUGGCAAUAUUUAUGCAUCAGCAAUUUCGCCUACUUUGAGCCCUAUUUCCAGUCGACCAAACUCAACUAUUUCGCUAGAACUCCUUUUGUUUUAUUGAUUAAGUACAAGAAACCAUCCAUUUACCAAUUUCGACUACCCAAUAAAGUGAUCAAAAAUUGGUAAUUUGGCCAAUUUCAUGCAAAAUUCAGGAAAGUCUAAUAUCAGAAUAGGGUCCAGAAUUAACAAUGCAAACAUUCCUAGAACUAAAAUAACAUUUUCUCUGUUCAUUAAGUCACGUCUUGAGGCCCCUUUUAUAUUAAACUUGCUUUCCAUUUUGAAUUUUUAUUCACACAAAAAAUGGAAGAUUUGCUGUUGUGCAGACUACUGCAUUAUUGUAAAAUGUUAUAAAUAAUAUCAGUGCAUUUGUAAAAGCAUGUUAGACCCACCAGUUGAUGUGUAUUGGACGCAUGACGUGAAUUGUUUGCUCUUGAACAUCGGCAAAAAUUGAACAUUUCCGCUACUCUGAUCUCAGUUUCAAUGUACUUUUAGUCUGUAAACCAUUCAAAAUUCUAGUUCUGUAAUAUAUCUUCCAUUCUAUCAAAUCAGACCAAGAAAACAAUAAUGCAACCAUAAGUACUAUACGAAAUUACACCGUAAAUUUUGCUUUUUUAAAUAAAACACACAGUCGGAGUUUUUUUUCUCAUGUACUGCGUGCUGCAGGAUUUUUUUUAUACUGCACACACUGACCACUCAGACCUGUUCUCUCACAUGUAGACCUACCAGCUUUCUCCUGCAAGAUUGGAAGCCGCUAGAAUUUUGGCAUAGUAUUACGAGACUGACACUGGCUUGCAAGCCGUAAUAUUAUGGGACCGACAGUGAAAGGGUUAAUAGUGGUAAAUUGUUGAGAGUACUGAAAAUUUUAAUUCUUUCUUUCAACACACCAGCCAUAUCCCACCGAGGCGGGGUGGCCCAAAAGGAAAAACGAAAGUUUCUCCUUUUAAAUUUAGUAAUAUAUACAGGAGAAGGGGUUUCUAGCCCCUUGCUCCCGGCAUUUUAGUUGCCUCUUACGACACGCAUGGCUUACGGAGGAAGAAUUCUGUUCCACUUACCCAUGGAGAAAAUUGUAAUUAUUGCAGUAAAUUAACAAUGAUGUUAGCAAGCUUUUUUUUGUUAUAUUAAAAAUCACUUAACCCUUUCACUGUCCUGACCCUCAGAAUUAAACGUGCUCACAGUGUCCACAUUUUUCAUCUAAAUUCAGCUGAAAUAGUAGAAAAUCUUUUUUUAAAUGUAACGAUAUAAAAAAUACAAAAGUUGGUGGAAAACUUACAGAAUUACAUAGUUGCAAAGUUAAUGGUCUGGGCACAGUUUAAGCACAAGCAAUUUCACCAACUUUGAGUCCUAUUUUAAGUUAAUUAUGUUGCUCAGUUUAACCAAAUUUUAGCCAUUUCACUAGUAGACUUUCCAUUCUAUCAAUUUAGCACAAGAACCUGCUGAUUCAACUAUCAAAAAUACUCUAUAACGUGCACAGAAAUUGGUAAUUUGGCAAAUUUUACACAAAUUAAAAAGAAUUCCAAUUUAAAAAACAGUCCCAAGUAAACACUGUAAAGAUUCCAGCACUAAAACAACAUUUUCUCUGUUCAUUAAUCAUGUCCCCAGCUUCUCUUGGAUUAUACUUGCCUUCCAUUUUGAACUCAUCAUCACACAAAAAAUAAAAUAUUUGCCCUAUUUCUCAAUUUAUAAAAUAUAACCAGGAGUGAUUGGUCAUGGUUUACAGCAUCCCAAUAAUUGAAUCAGAAAAAGUGUCAGGAAGGGUCAUACCCAUCCUAAGGAAUAUCAACAAAAAUCAAAUAUUUCUGUUACUCUGAAGCAGAUUUCAAGUUACUUUCCCUCCUGGAAACAAUUAAAAUCAUAUUUAUUUCAGUAGCAUGUUUUCCAUUCUAUCAAAUGAUACCAAAACAUAGCCAAUGAAAUCAUAAAAAACAUCUUAGCACUUCAGAGUCAGUCUUGUAAACCAAACACAAGGUCAGAGUUUUGUUUUUCCCAUCAUGCACUGUGUGAGACAGGAUUUUUUUUUUAUACUGUAUAUACUCACCACACAAACUUAUUCUCUCAUCUAGGCCAAAAUUUACCACUCACUGCUUAUCUGAGUGAGCUGAGCUUAUGAUGUAGAUCUACAUGACAGCUCCUGGCAUCAAUAAUAUAGUUCUAGAUGACAAACCUUGGCAUCAUUAAUGUAGUUCUACAUGACAGACCUUGGUGAUAAUACUGUAAUUUUACACGAUAGACCCUGAUGUCAGUAACGUAGUUCUACAUGACAGACAGUGAAAGGGUUAAUAACCCAAUAUCUCCAGCACUUUGUAAAUCUUACUACAGGGCUCUCUUCUUGGUUAGAGAUUGGGCAGCAGUCUCUAAGUAAUCAAGUGGUCAUUUAUUACUCCCUGUAAUAAAUGACUUCCUACAGGCUUAGCACUUUGUGAAAUAUAAUUUUUGGCAAGGAAUCCACCUCAUCUCUUAAAUGUUAGUGUCUCUUAGUUUCACUUGUAUUACAGUACAAACUUUUAGCAUAUUUUCUGUAUAUUUCAGUCCUGAUAGUCUUCUUAUCAAGUCACUUGGUACUUUCAGUAUGUUUUCUGUGUAUCUCAGUCUUGACAGUCUUCUUAUUAAGUCACUUGGUACUUUCAGUAUGUUUUCUGCAUAUUUCAAUCCUGACAGUCUUUUUAUUGAGUCACUUUGGUACUUUCAGUAUAUUUUUCUGUAUAUUUCAAUUCUGACAUACUUCUUAUUGAGUCAGUUGGUUGUGUUUUGUGUAAAGGCUAAGGCACAAAUUCUACACUUUAUUGGUAUUUUGGUGUACCAUACAUAAACAUGGAUUGUAGAUAAUUCCUAUUCUAAUUCAUACUCAUUUCUAGGAUGUAUGUGUGUGUAUGGUCAUAGAUUUCUGUUUGAGGGCAGCUAAGUCUUAGCUCCUUGGCCCAGUUCUUAAUCUUUGUUGACCAUUGUUAUUGGUUUCUGGACUCUUGGCCCUUGUCACACCAAUGCCUACUCUCAAAAAAUGUUUGGAAUUUGCCUCCAUUGCCUUCACAUCUAGUUAAUUCCACUUCUCCUCUACCCUAAGACUGAGACAAUAUUUUCUAGCAUCUCAGUGACUCAUUUUUUUUUUAAGCUUUAAUAAAUAUCCCCAUGUUCCUGGUCCACACAGUUCAAACAGUCUAUCCCUGUUAAUCAUAUCAUUUCUUAUCAAUAUCUCUUAUGUUAUAAUCAUGUCUUCCUUAGUCUCUCCUUCAGUUUUGUCAUGUUUGGUUCCUUUUGUCUCGUGUAUUGCACAUCCCUUCAGUUUUUGGAUUAUUCUAGUUGAAAACCUUCAGACAUCUUCAAGCUUCUGAAGAUGAUUGAUCAGGUGGGCAUUUCCAUGCAGCUGCUGCUGCAUCACAUACUACAUUAUACACAGUGUGUAAUUGCCUAUUUGAGUUUCUAUAGAGCAGGUAAACUAGUUCCAGGUUCAUCUUCUGAAGAGUAGUGCAGAAUGAACUGAACAAUGACAAAGCGGAAGAAACUUGCAACGAGUUUCUUCCACUUUGUCAUUGUUCAGUUCAUUCUGCACUACUCUUAUAUUGAAGAAAUGCUUUGAUAUGCCUGGUUAUGUAAUUUCUAACCAUGGCCUCCUGUUUCAUUCCCAGUGAAGAUCCUUUCAUUGUCUACCCCCAAAGUAUUUUUACGUCUGUGCAUGUGUUUGUGUCUGCAUGUGUGUUUAUGUUCUUCAUAUUUAUAAGUUAGACUUUAAAAAUCUUUAUUACAUCAGAAUGAAGAAAUUUUAUUUAUUUUUUGUAAUAUUUUUCACCAUAAUGAAGUAUGUACCCAUUUUAGAAUUGAUCUGAUCCUAAGACAGUAUUGUUGAAGUAUAGAUUUGUGCCUCUGUCAUAUGUUAACAUUAUUUUGCUUUGUGAUAAAGUUCUGCUUACAUUUUAACUUUAUCACAAGUUUUUGUGUAUUAACUUUAGCAAAUAUCAAACUUAUGAUUGAUGUGUGCAUUGAUAAUAAUACAUAAUGAAGUUCUAAAACAGUUCUUAAUGUAAAUGAAGUGUCUAGGUUGAGUUUAGAAAAGAGACAAGAUGUGACAUUGCAUCUAGCAGGACAGUGUGAUAGAGAGUGCUUCUGCUCGAUACAUUGCUAAAGCAAGGCCAAACAACUCUUGCCUUGAUCAGAAUCAAAGAUGUAUUUUUAAUACUUUUGUGACUGUCUCCUUCAUUAGGUCACUCUGCCUUGGUAGGAUAUUGCCAUAUUGUUAAAAAAAUAAAUCCUUUUUGCCACCAAGGUUGGGUGAUCCUUAGGAAGCACACAUUCCCGAGUUGUCUUUCCAGAAGUGCAUGGGCAUGACAAGUUGUCUUUCCAGAAGUGCAUGGGCAUGACAAGUUGUCUUUCCAGAAGUGCAUGGGCAUGACAAGUUGUCUUUCCAGAAGUGCAUGGGCAUGACAAGUUGUCUUUCCAGAAGUGCAUGGGCAUGACAAGUUGUCUUUCCAGAAGUGCAUGGGCAUGACAAGUUGUCUUUCCAGAAGUGCAUGGGCAUGACAAGUUGUCUUUCCAGAAGUGCAUGGGCAUGACAAGUUGUCUUUCCAGAAGUGCAUGGGCAUGACAAGUUGUCUUUCCAGAAGUGCAUGGGCAUGACAAGUUGUCUUUCCAGAAGUGCAUGGGCAUGACAAGUUGUCUUUCCAGAAGUGCAUGGGCAUGACAAGUUGUCUUUCCAGAAGUGCAUGGAGAUGACAAGUUGAUUUUCCAGAAGUGCAUGGAGAUAACAAAUUAUCUUUCCAGAAGUGCAGAAGUAACAAGUAGUCUUUGCAGAAGUGCAUGAACAUGACAAGUUGUCUUUAAAGAAGUGCAUGGACAUGACAAUUCAGAUGAGCCACUGAUAGAUAUAUCGCACAAACUAUCUUCAUAAAUCUGACACAAGAGAGUGGCUAUAUUGUACAUUUAUGAUACUUUGGCUCAGGUUUUGCAAAAUUGGUAGUAUUUGUUGGGUGUACAACAGUGACCUCUAGUCCACUGGGGCUUCCAAGACUUUAACUCCACAUUAAUAUUGCAAUAUUUUUUUUUUUUUUUACAUUGGCUAUUUCUUAGCAAGGUAGAAUGACCCAAAAAAAGGAAACACAUUCCAUAUCAAUUACUAAAAUGGAAAAUGUUUCCAUUUUUAUCAAGAAAUUUCAGGUUUGUGAUACUAGAGUUAUCAGGAAAUUUGCAGAACAGAAAGGCUAGUUCUUUUUCUAAGCUGUUUUCUUAAUUUAAAAAACAAGAAAAUGUGUUGGCACUUGCAAAAAAUUUAGGUCAUUGAAGGCUGCUGGUAUAGAAGGCCAAUAUAAAAAUAAUAAAAUAUAACUGUAGACAGCAGUUUUUUUCCGUCUGUAUCCCACCAAGGCAGAGUGACCCAAAACAGAAAAAUUAAAAUUUUUCUUUUUAAAUUUAGUAAUUUAUCCACGGGAAGGGGUUAUUAGCAACUUGUUCCCUGCAUUUUAGUCCCCUCUUAUGGAGGAAGAAUUCUGCUCCACUUCCCCAUGGAGAUAAGAGGAAAUAGAGAAAAGAACUAUAAAGAAAAUAGAAGAAAAUCCAGAUAGGUGUGUAAAUACAGUGGACCCCCGGUUAACGAACUUUUUUCAUUCCAGUAGUAUGUUCAGGUGCCAGUACUGACCGAAUUUUUUCCCAUAAGGAAUAUUGUGAAGUAGAUUAGUCAAUUUCAGACCCCCAAACAUACACGUACGAACGCACUUACAUAAAUACACUUACAUAAUUGGUCGCAUUUGGAGGUGAUCGUUAUGCGGGGGUCCACUGUAUAUGUGAGUGUACAUGCAUGUGUAGUGUGACAUAAGUGUAAGUAGAAGUAGCAAGAUAUACCUGUUAUCCCACGUGUUUAUGAGACAGAAAAAAGGCACCAGCAAUCGUACCAUCGUGUAAAAUAAUUACAGGUUUAGACAUCAGAUAACCAGUUUAAAAACUGUUGUAAGUUUCUAAAGUUAAUUUGCAUUUCUGUUAUAUAAGACCCUGAAAUGUUGAAUAUUUAUUUAUUGCUGUAGAUAGAGAGGCUGUCCCUAGAUUUCUCCAUAAAGGCUUGCAUUAAUUUUCAAUUUGCAGAAUUUCCUGCCGGUUUAAAGUUAUAAAAAACUUGUGUAUGCUACAGAUUUUGAUAUUGUUAAUGCCUAUAGUAUUUCUGAUUUUUUUAUAUUUAUAAUUGUUUUAAAAACAGAUAUAGGGGUGGGGAUGUUGGCAGUUUUGAACUGGUAUCAGUGCCCCUCUGGCAAGACAGUGAUGGAGUGAGUGAUGGUGCAAGUGUUUCUUUUUUUGGGUCACCCUGCCUUGGUGGAAGACUGCUGGUUUGUUAAAAAAAACACAGAUCUUGAAUGGCUGACUGAUGAAUAUACCGGCUUCACAAUACAGUGGACCCCCGCAUAACGAUUACCUCCAAAUGCGACCAAUUAUGUAAGUGUAUUUAUGUAAGUGCGUUUGUACGUGUAUGUUUGGGGGUCUGAAAGGAAUAAUCUACUUCACAAUAUUCCUUAUGGGAAUAAAUUCGGUCAGUACUGGCACCUGAACAUACUUAUGGAGUGAAAAAAUAUCGUUAACCGGGGGUCCACUGUAGUUUGAGUACAGAUUCUAUACAUAAGAAAGAUUUCCUCUUAAAUCUGUGGAAAAAAUGUUUGGAGUAAUUUAUAUAUAUAGGCAGCAAGCUUUUGUGAAUGAUGUGGUCAUUGAUGGCGCCUACUAACAGAGGAAUUCUUUUCUGCCAGAUAUGAUUUUUUUUUUUUACAAAAUUUGUAUACAAUUUAGCCACUUUGCACAAAUAAAGUUUUUAAUUUUUAAGUUACAAACAGUUGGGUGAUACCACAAACAUACAUAUAUCCUGAGGUAAAUUAUGCUGAUGUGGUUUCUGCAAGUCUUCAGAUUGGUAUUUGGGUAGUAAUUGUUAAGUGGUGGUAUUUUGUUUGCUGGGAGAAAUAUGAAGGUUUCUUGUAGUGAGGGACUCAUUUGAAGGCAUUUUUUUAGUAAGGGACUUAUUGCAAGGUUUCCUUUAGUGGGGAAGUGAUUAACAUAAUACCCUAUUUGGUGAAACUUGAUCAUCUGACCGAGGCUUGCAGAUGUGCCCCCAUAUACAAAAAUCACAUCAUAAGAUGUGAUGGUACCUUAUAAACCCCCAUAUAUAAACAGUGGAUCACCACACAGUAUUCUCUAAGCAAUGACUUCAUACAUAGUACAUAAUUUAAGUUUAUCAGUGGUAUCACUGAUGUGUCUCCUCACCACAUUAGUCAGUCAUGUUGAUAGUAGGUCAGGUAGUCUUAUAUCCUCUUGACAAGUUUUUAGAAGACACAGAUUUAUCCAAAGUGCCACAAUAAAAAUUAUAAAUAUAACCUUUAUGUAUAGAAUAUGCCCUUGUAAUUGUAUAUCUUACAUAAAUCAAUAAUUUAUUUAAAUACUAAUACUGAGAUUAUGUAUUACACUUGGAAACUUUAAUCAAAUAUAACUGCUUUGUGGAUUUUGUUGGCAUCAUAGAGUCAACUGUAGCCCUGUUUAAAUUUUUUUAUCCAGUGUUUAUUUAGUAGCUACAGAUUACAAAAAUACAGUAAACUUUCGAUGUAAUGAACUAGCAGAGGGGUCCAGGUGGCUGCUAAUGGGGAUUGUGAUGGAUAGAGGGGUGAUUGUUGUGCUGCAAUCAUGACAAUAACAGUUCUUUAACUAACGGACUUUGCCCGCUGUUUCCGAAUCGAUUGACCCAUUGGAUUUUGUCCUGUAUUUUCAAAGUCACAUCAUAGUCCAUUAAAUCGAAGACUUACUUGAAUACAGAGAAAGCUCAGUCUAACAGAGUAUAUUUAUGGCCAAUGAUACAUGUUAUAGUGGACAAGAUGGCAAUGAUACAGAGUCAAUGAACUUUCACGAAGGACUUUCUAGUUAUUUUAUGAAUAUCCUCAUGUGACCCAAAAAAGAAGAAAUGAAAGCUUUUCUACUUUUUACAUUUUAUACAGGAGAAGGGGAUUACUAGCCCCUUGCUCCCGGCAUUUUAAUCGCCUCUUAUGACAUGCAUGACUUACAGAGGAAACAUUCUUCUGCACUUUGCCAUGGAGAAUUUCUGUAUUACAUAAAUGAAUUUGUGCAGCAUUUCAAACAGUGGACAUGGGCCUCUGUGGAGAUUGUGAGUGGGGUAAGCCUUGAAUAGUUGGUUUUGGCUGAGGUAGAUUGUAUUAGACUGAGCUGCACCCACUAGGUGGUGGCUGAGGUUUUAUUUGUUGGGAAGUAUGCCUGAUGCAGGUGUUGGACAGUAUGCCUGAUGCAGGUGUUGGGAAGUAUGCCUGACCCAGGUGUUGGGAAGUAUGCCUGAUGCAGGUGUUGUCAUACGAUGACCUGUUGAGUGAUCAUCAUCAACUGGCAUAAAAGUACUGACAUCUACCCCACUUGAAAAAUUUAACAGCUCACACUUAUUUUUACUAUUACUUCUGCUACCACUUGUACUACUAUUAGUACUACUACUAGUACUGCUACUGGUACUUCUGUUAGUACUAGGACUACUAUUAGUACUACUACUACUAUUAAUUGUACUAGUACAUACUACUACUACUAUUACUUAUGCUACUACUAUACUACUACUGCUGCUGCUACUACUACUACUACUACUACUACUACUACUACUGUUACUACUACUACUACUACUGUUACUACUACUACUACUGUUACUACUACUACUACUGUUACUAUUACUGUUACUACUACUACUGUUACUACUAUUACUGUUACUACUACUACUGUUACUACUACUACUGUUACUACUACUACUGUUACUAUUACUACUACUACUACUACUACUACACUGCCACUACUACUACCAUCACCACUACUACUGUCACUACUAUCACUCCUACUAUCACUACUACUACUACUGCUGCUGCUACUACUACUACUACUACUACUACUACUACUACUACUACUACUACUACUACUACUACUACACUGCCACCACUACUACUGUCACUCCUAUCACUACUACUACUACUACUACUAUUACUACUGCUACUACUACUACUACUACUACUACUAUACUACUACUACUACACUACUACUACUACUACUACUACUACUACUACUACUACUACUACUACUACACCACUGUCACCACUACUACUGUCACUCCUACUAUCACUACUACUACUACUACUACUAAAACUUCUACUACUGUAAACCACAUGGUGAUACUAGCCCCACUUGUCUGCUAGCCAAAAGCUGUAAGUUGAUGACAUCUAUGGUAAAUUAUCAUUAAAUGAAUGAUGAUGUUAAUUGACAAGGAGAAGCACAUUUACUCUACUAUUAUCACUGGGUUGUAUAUUGUAAAGGACAGCAUUGUAUUAGAAACUAGAAUAGUUAGUAGCUAGAAAAUUUAUGACAAGUUUUAGUGGUUGCUAGUAAGGUCAUUGAGAACUUUACUGCAUACCAGACCAAGGAAUGAACGGUUUGAUUGGGUUUUUGAGGUAUAUAGAGCUAGGUUAACAAUGUUAAAUCCUAGAUGUUAAUAGGGAAACAACAGACUUCAUUAAGGUCGACUAUGGGUUUGGUAAAUAGACAGUAUGUGCAAGUUUUGAUCUAACUUUUAUAGUAUUGGACACAACACAUUUGUUUGUGUUGAAGUGGAAGUUUGGUGAUGACUUUUUCAAUAUUUUGACUUUGCAAAAAAUGUGGUGAGAAAAAAGGUUUGAAUUAAUUAUUUGUGCCAUGUUUAUAUGUUUAUUGUUUUCAAGAACAUUGAUGUAUGGAAUGUAGGAUGUAAUAGUUAUAUGAAAUUAUUCUAUAAUUUCUUGUUAUUUGAUACGAAGAACCUUAUUAAUGAGGUAUAUCUUCAUUAUAUAGAGAAAAUUAAUAGUUUAUUUAAAUAUUACAU
Cherax quadricarinatus is the source of this 16961-nucleotide messenger RNA. Its product is annotated as TBC1 domain family member 10A. The record is from RefSeq and is a predicted model, not a curated record. Lineage: Eukaryota; Metazoa; Arthropoda; Malacostraca; Decapoda; Parastacidae.